This is a messenger RNA of Echinococcus granulosus, 15249 nucleotides long. RefSeq names its product Vacuolar protein sorting-associated protein. Lineage: Eukaryota; Metazoa; Platyhelminthes; Cestoda; Cyclophyllidea; Taeniidae. Gene Ontology annotation, cellular component: extrinsic component of membrane. The record is from RefSeq and is a predicted model, not a curated record. The transcript is spliced from 50 exons. Gene Ontology annotation, molecular function: protein binding. The coding region runs from base 1 to 15249 and encodes 5082 amino acids. Gene Ontology annotation, biological process: protein targeting to vacuole; protein retention in Golgi apparatus; mitochondrion organization.
AUGCUUGUUCGGCUAGUUAAUGCUGUGUUGCAGCGUUUUCUUGGUCAGUACGUGGAAAACCUCGACACCGAGCGCCUUUCUUACAGCCUCGGUUACUCUGGCAACGUAGCUCUGACUGAUCUUCAUCUCAAAGCCGAUGCUUUCAGUCGCAUUUUGGGUCUUCCACUCCGUUUGAAGUCUGGCCUCAUCGCGCGUGUCCAACUGAGCAUCCCUUUAACCCAGUUGAGAUCACAACCCUGGUGCAUCACUAUCGAGGAUGCUGAACUCGUUAUUUACCCGAGUAACAACGAUGACAUUGACACUAAUUCUGCUCCCUCCGACGCCACCAUCACUUCCACCGGUGCCAAUACGGACGUUAGUAUUAUUGAAGAAUCCCGAAAAGCUUACCUGGACCGCCUGGAAUCCCGUUGGUGGCAGGUGGUACGAGAGGGCGGCCUCGUGGAUGCUGUCGCCACCACCUCCCCCACCGACUCCUCCUGGUGGUCUUACGGUGUUUCCCUCAUUUAUGGCAUCGUCAGCAACCUCCAUGUCGAAAUCCGCAACGUUCACUUUUCCUUCAUUGACGAGAAUGGCCUGAUAGGGGAACACUUUACUUGGGGUAUUCGUCUUGAGCGGAUGACCGUUCAGGCCACCGAUGAGAGCUGGAAUCCUACAGGGCGUUCUUCAAAUCAGCAAAUCGAGUUCAAAUCCAUCGACAUUGUUGGGUUCUCCGUUUACUACGUGGAAGAAGGAAAGAUAAAACAACACUACCUCAUUCCACCCAGCCAAUUUUCGGUGCAUCUGUUGCGUCGGACGACACCUGAACUUUUGACUAGCGAGUCCACACCUCGUAUCGAGAUGGAAGCUAAGUUGACCUCCUUGGACGUGGAUGUCUCACAAGGCGUACUCGCCUACUCACAUCGGUUGAUGGAUUUCUUUAAACGACAGUCGACACCUCCGCAUCGUCCGCUUGCGCGGCCUCUAAAACAACCUGCCGCGUGGUGGAGAUACGCUGUUGGCGAGGUAGUGCCCACUUUGCGACACCACCAUCGGGGAUGUCGAUCGGCGGAUUUGAUGCUUCAGCAGUUGGCGGAAGCUGCAGCUCUCACAAAUCGAUACGUGCGUGCGUAUGAGACGCACCUGCUGCGGGGACUUGGUCUUGACGGUGAUGAUGAUUUUGAAGAAAUUGCGAACCAUGAAGCCCUUGAGGAGACUAUGUCUCUUGAUCGCGUAAUCCUUCUGCGACAGGUUGCCAUGCGACGCGCAGCAAGGGUACUAAGGCAACAGAAACCCCUGGUGAAGAGGUCGAAAAAUCCUCCUGUGGCAAAUAACCAGCGCUUCCAGUCCUGGUGGCCAAGCUUCCUCACCUCGACUACUGCCUCAGGUACCACCGCCACCGAUGAGAGGGCGACGGCGGAGGCCCAGACAGCGGUGGCUGGGGAGGGAGAAGACGAGGCACCGCGCCCAUGGCGUCUCUGGUGGUGGUUCUCUACCGCCCCUCCUCACCCUUCUCAACAGAUUGCUUCGAAUGCGAAGGCGAAGGUGACCACCACUGCCGCCUCGGCUGAAGCUGCACUGAUGCUGCUCAAUGAGCUAGUUGCUGCGCACGAUGUCGGUCAGGUGCUGACUCGCGACCGCCUGUUCUGUCGCCUUACCUGCCGUGUCGAUCGUUUCCGACUGGGGUUGCAGGAGAGGGAUGAUCAAAGCCUCUGCAGCUUGCGCGCGGACAACCUACAGCUGUGCGUGGAGACACGCCCACGCGAAGAGGGCUUACAUUUCAGUGCUCGCCUCCACUCACUUCUGGUGAGAGAUGAGCGCUGCCGUAACGGUCACCAGCGUCCCUUCUUUCCCAUCGUUAUCUCGCCCCUCCUCCAUGCACCCUCAUCCUCCUCGUCGGACCUCUUCCGACUGGACUACACCUCAACGCAGCUGGCCGAUGAGGCGUCAUUACCGCCUACCAGUCUAAACAUUCGAACGGAUCCUCUGCGUGUGGUUUGCCAACCCGAGCUCUUCAAUCGCGUUGUGCGCUUCAUCGCCUAUGCGUUCAACAAAUCGUUAAGCCAGACACCAGAUGACUCUAGCGCCUACGACACAAUCAAGUUACAUACAAAAGCUAAUCUUCGUGCCGUACUGCGCAAUGCCGAGACGGCGGACGAGGGCUCAGCAUCAGCGACGUCUACGUCUUCCACUGCUGCUGCAACUCCAUUACAAACUUCGUUAGCAUCACCGUCAUCGGCACCAUCGAUUCUGCGACUGCACUUAGACAUUGCGGCGCCGCGGAUCCUUUUCCCCGGGCGCCUCUGGCCAUGUUCGACAGAGGCUGAGGCGGAGGUGGAGGGCAACGUGCCAUGCCCUCCGGCAAGCCUCCUUGGCGUGAUUUGUGACCUUGGACGCUUCCGACUCUCCAAUUGGGAACCGUCGGCCGCUGCUGCCGAUGAUUACGAGAACACCAAAGAGGCACAAACUCCUGGCAGGCAAAAGGAAGAAGAGACUAGUGAACCACAGAAAAAAGCAGAUUACGAUGAGGAUGACGAAAGCGAUGGGGAUGAAGAAGCGGAUAUAUUUGCAACACCCUGUGGCACACCCGUUCAAUCCGAUUCUGAGACACCACCAUUACCAAGUGCAAAGCGCUUCGCUUCUGCCCGGCAACGCUCCUUGCGGAGGCGUCCACGACAGAGUCGCAGACUUUAUGUGACCUACCUCUUGGAGUUGGACGAGUUUCGUAUUCUGGCGGGGCGUUUGGACGAGCUGCAGGUAUCUGGGCUGUGGCCUGACCUUCUUCCUAAGUGUUCCAUUUCAACCACUGUGGACGGUCGUCCUAUCACCCAGGUAGCCUCCCAAGUCCACCUUGUGGACCGCUUCAGUCUGGCUAUUUGGAUCACCCGGCGUGUAGUACCAAUGGCGCGGCUCCGCUCCUCUUCCAACUCCACUAUCACUGCUUCUCUUCCUCCACCCCCGCCCACUAUUCCUGCCGACCUGCCUGGGCUUCUGGUAUGCCUGGAGCAGCGACACUGUGUUCUUCGCCUCUCUGAUGCUCGUGUUACCGCGCUCCGCCUAUGCCUCACUGCUGUAGCUUCGGCAGCAACGGAGCAAAUAGAGGAGGCGACAGAGGGUUACCCACCACCGCUAUCAGCGCCAGUGCCACAAAGUUCAGAGAUUCGGCGAUCGAAACGCUCCAAACAACAGUUCCAAACGUCCCUCAUGAUGCCCGCAGCAUCAGCGCUACGACGAACGAUUGUGGUCACUUUCAGCAUGCACGAACUCAUCCUCCAACUUGACGCGCGGGGUCGUCCACUGGCGGAGUGUCGGUUGGCCUCCACCACAGCUCGAUUUAGUAGAUCAACUGACCCAGUACACUCCACGACCACAUAUGAAAUCUGCUUGCAAGUGCACAGCCUCACCGUCGCUGAUGCUCUUUGCGGUCUGGGAGGAGACUUUGACCUAUUGGCGGCGUCACAUCGUGAUGUCCGGUUAGACACGCUUUCGGGUAGUCUAAACGUCAGCAGCGGUGCCGAUGGUAGUUACGCUAAGCGUCGUUCUCGACAGCAACUGAUACGCGGUAGCGGUAGCAAUUUCGUUGUGACACGGCCCUUCUUCGAUCCUAUUGGUGAUGGUGGUGAAGACUCCUCUACGGCGUUAAUUCGGGUGAAGUACUUCCAGUCUUCAACAGGAAGGAAAACUUCUCGUCUUUUUGAUGUCAAAUUUCGACAUUUGGAUCUUUUGGGAAACUUGGACAUCCUCGUGGAGUUAAUCGCAUUCGUGCGCUGUGUUGUACCGGAGUCUGAGUCCAGAAAUAAACCACACAACUCCGACUUAUCCACUGCCCCCAUGAUCUCUACGGCUGCUGUAGGUGUCGAAAACGACGGUAGUGAUGGUGAUCCCAACCCAAAUGACAGCAUAGAAAUGUCGAUAAGCGUGGAGCGACUCAGUCUCGUGUUGAUUCGUGUGAAGGCGGCACCUGAGGCGAAGGAUACGACAGAAGGCAGUGGCGUGGUGGCGGAGGAGGAAGAGAAGUACUCAUUUUCUCCUCCAGCAGCCACUGCAGAACGUCUCGCCACCAUCACUCUCCUUGGUGCGCAUUUUCGAUCUCAAGACAACCACAAUAACUUGCGUGUGAGCCUGGCCGGUCUGCAGGUGUUGGAUCUGAUGGAGGCGGAGUCGAGCUCUAUGGCACCGAACAGAGUACAGCAUCGUCAUAUCUUCGCCGCGGGUCGCUGCCUUGAUCCCGAGUUGCCCGAUGCUGUGCUCGCUUGGUCCGCUGCAAAGUCCGUCUUUACUCUUACUGCGCGCUGUCAUAGCGGCUCUGGAUACCACAUCAUGGCAUGUCCCAACGCAAUGUCACUAAUAGAGCUCUUGCGUUUUUCUCGAAAACGGAAUAGCGGAUGGCAGUUGGAGGUCUCCAGUCCCGUGUACAUACACAAACCACGCGCUCUGCAUGAGAUCUCCUCUUGGUUUUCCCGUCUUUAUCACCGCAACACGGAGGUGGGUGUCCUGGCACUCCGACUGGCCAAGUCAGCAGUCAACUCCGCUGUCGCUGCUGCUACUGCACCCCCGCAGCAGCCAGCGCCAUUAUCUUCUCCGUCUUCUUCAAGUCUCGCCUCCCUGCAUGCCAUCUUCGAGCAACCAGUCAUCGUGCUUCCCGCCGGUCCCGUCUCUCCUCAAGUCCUCAUCGCGCGUCUGGGUCGCUUGACGCUGUACGAUGGUGGCGAUAGCUCCAUUCCGUUGCGCUUCGUGCAACUCAGCGUGGCUCAGGCGUCUCUCUCCGCCCUCGAUGUUUCUGACGAGCGUGGAGUGCCAAAAGUGCGGGACACCUCUGAGGCGGUGCAAGCGAUGCUUGUGCUCGCUCACUACCUCGGCCUUGUCACCUCACCUAUGGAACAGUGUGUGCUGGAGGACAUAUCCGCCGACAUAAUUGUAAAGCGGCAGAUUCUUUCUAGGCCACGAGGCGAAACGGAGUCGAGUGCAAUAAAUUGGCCAGACGAUUUCAAUCCCAUGGAGACGAACUUCCCUUUUGAUGAAGAUGAAGAGUUAGGAGCGUCAGAGGAGGCUUCGGGGAAAUCAGAAUUGUGGAUCACGAUAUCAGCGUGCCUCACACAACCCCUCCAUGUGCGACUUUCAAAGAACGUCUACCAUCAACUUCUACAGACUGUGGAAAACCUUACCAAUUUUGGAGGGACGGUUGAUGGGGAAGAUGAUAGUGAGAAUAGUGCAGCAUCCUCACGAAAGUCCAGCAUGGAUCUGAUUAACACUGGGAAGAUCAAUUCACAAGUUGCGGUAGAAGAGGCGGCUUCAACGGUGAUGGUGCCGGGUCUAGCGAUGAGAUUCCAUAUGCCUCGAUUGAUGGUGGAGACCUUCAUGGAGAUGAGCGGUGAGGCGCAUCCCGUGGGACUGACCCGACUGAGCCUUUGCGAGUUUUUUGUCGCUGCUUCACGAAUCCCUUCCGCGUCCAAUGGGAACGCUGCCAGCGGACUAACGCACAUCGAAGCUACGCUGGCUUCGCUGUUGUUAGAAAACCUUCUUCCGGGCUACAGCGAGGAGAAUCGCUACCUUCUUUAUUCUCACCUUCCUUCACAAUCACAACCGUCAUCACCGCCAUGGCCUCGCGAUCGCCGUCAACGUCCACUGGCCUCCUCCUGUCCGAGUCUCAUUGAGAGCUCUUCCUGGCCUCCCUUCACUUAUGCCGUCACUCUUGCCUUCUCAAAAAGUCUUCAGAGACCCGCCCCUUCAUCCCGUUUCAGUUUCUGUGACAGUGAGAAAGAGGAGGAGAGAACGGGGGUGAAAGUGAUGCCGGGCGACAAAUGCAGGACUGGACAGCUUCAACAGCUAGCUGGAGAAAAAGCGCAUGAGGGAGAGGGUGAUCAGUUUGUUCGAAUUCGUGCCCUUCUGGUGGAUCGGAGCUCCCCUCUUUUCACUACAAAGUACCGAUCAACACGUGGAUUCGUGGACUUGGCCUUCUCAUCCCUCACCUGCUACUUUAGUCUCCACCCUUGGGUGCUGCUGUUGGAUUUCCUCGGUUUGGGCUCACCUCUCACUGCUUGUGACGAGUUUGACGCUCCGAUAAUAUCCGCCACCCCUUCCUCCUCUUCCAUUGCUGCACCGGCUGGCCGCCACAUGACGGAAUGCUCAGACCACGUUGUUUUAAUUUCAGUAUCCACAGUAGACAGUGACUUCCAACUGGUUAAAGAUACAGAACCGUCGCCAUCGGAACUGGAAGCGUUAACGGUAAUAACUUUGAGUGUCUCAACCUUCACCCUUCUCCUCGACACUGUCCCGAAGGGCUCCCGCCCAGUGUUGCCCCUUCUGCGCGCCUCUGCUAGCCGCCUCCAUCUCCGCCUCACUAACCAUAGUCGGCACAUUGAUGCCGGUGGCGAUUGGUUGCACCUUGCCGGCCGUCUUGCCUCUGCCUCAGUCCACGAUCUCACACCGAUGGGGCGCCAACUCUACCCUCAGCGCUUCCUAGCUGGUGGUGGCGGUGAUGGUUGUGGUGACUACCUCGUUUUCGCGCUCACAAAGUACCAAUUGCCCGAUCCCGAGGUGACACGUCGUACUGAAGAUGGAAGACUGGAGUUGAAGCUGGGCCCGGCCUACUAUGUGCAUACACAAGCCUUUCUAUCCACCACGAUUGAUGCACUGGACAGCUUUUUACAGUACCAGGAUCUCAUGAAUAGGGUCAGAGCGUCGUCAGAGGGGUAUAAGGUUCGCCAAGGUGCACCCAUCUCAAUGCGUCUUCGGCUGGAUGUGAAGGCAGAGGCACCGAUUCUCGUGGUACCCGUCUCUGCUGCCAGUGAGAGUGUCCUGGUUUGCAAUUUGGGCACUCUCACUGCUGCCAACGACUUCUGCUGGCAUACCGAUGUUGUCAAGCGUGAAGGUGGUGGUGAUCCUUCACAUGAGGCGCUGAGGGAUAGUAUACUCCAGCAGCACCAGCAACAGGCAUGCAAACACUGCUCCAGUAACCUCUGGUGGUGCGAUGAUCUCGUCGAAGCCGGUUCGAAGGAUGUAAUGACCCAGGGCUUCUAUCCAACCUCAGCCAUUGCUAAGGGUAAUAAUUGUUCGUCUCUGUCGAUAUCUCCUGUCUGGCCGCUUAACCUCGUGUCGCCUUUCCUUUCAGACAUGUCUCAUCCCAGCGCUGCAGAUAGUGCCAACACACCAUGUCUGUUGGAUCGCAUUCAAUUGAAUCUCGACCAAAUUGAGGUGUAUAUAGGCAAACGACACGAUAUCAAAGGUGCUGCCAGCGUGGAAUGCUCGCGUGUUCUGCACUUCAACGACUUCUGUAUUCUGCCUGAGGCUGCGGCACUGACGCAGCUCUUCGGACUCAGCAUAGUGGUGGAACGUAAUUUGUGCGGAGGACGCGGACAGCACGCGGUUCCCGAUUGGCGCCUCUCCGCGCGCCUCCGCCCCACCUCACCCCUGCACGUCGGCCUCCACGACUACACCCUCCUGCGAGGCAUCCUUGCACACAACAUUGCUGCUCCACCUCCUGCAGCUGCUGUGGCAGCCGCUACUUCUGUCUUGGUUACAUCUAAGUGGGGUACUUCAGCUACCACUGCAAAUGAGAACCGAGAGCCUGUGUACACCCAGCGACCGUAUAGAGCGCUGGCCUUCACCUUUGACCUCGAGGACGUUUCCAUCUACCUGUCUGUACCUCCGGACUGGCCCUCUCAGCGUCAUCUGAAAGCCAUCUCGGACGCUUCCUUCUGUCGUCUCGAUUUGACGCGCUCUCGUCUCGCCUAUGAUAGCUUCUCCUGCGGUGGACACGUUGUCGACCUUGCUUGCACCGCCGUCACCUUCACUGACACGCGUUUUGAAAAUUGCGCAGAGCCGCAAAAUCUCUUUCCGGCCAUUCUCUCCGCCCUUGCAAAACCGCAACAGCAUCACCACGACGACAAAACCGUCACCUCACCUCAAUUUCGCGUAACUCAAGUGGUCACCCCUGUGGGGGGCGGCGUUGGAAACAUCACCUCUGCAACCACCUCCAGCAUCAUGACCUUUAACCUACGCUCCAUGCGUCUCAUUCUUGCACUGGACUGGCUCGUGGAUCUGCAUCGCUUCCUCACCACCCCACCCAUGCUACCCUCCUCUUUAUCCUCUGCCUCAACAUCCCCGCCCCCAACCGAUGCCCUCCUCCGUGGUGGUGGUGCACAAACGGAUGAAGAGCAUAAUAACCAUCUACGGAGUCCGCUAACCGUCGAAACGAAUCAGGGCCAAGAGCAACAGCAACAAGCGGUACCACAAGGCACCUCAGACCUUUGCGUCUUCGCUGAUCAGACGGAAUUCGUCAUUAUGGAGAAUCCAGCCGAACUAGACACCAACACUGUCGUUCUCAGUGGCGCAAUGUGCUUUCUGUUGCGUUCGGGUGGUGCACUGAGCCAAGCACUGAUGCAUCUCUGUCUUCAUAGCGUUGGUCUCUACACAUUCAACGGUCGCACAGAUGACUCCCGUGCCGUCAUUAUCGAGCCCACAGACCUUACGGCGGCUCUCACACCUCCUACCAUUCAAAACGACCAUAAUCGCCAAUCUCCGUCACCACUGUGUGCUGGGCUUCAGGAUCUCCUGGCUCCACGCGCCGAUCUCGAAGUGAGAACGUCAACUCUGCGUACCCAUUUCUCCUACACCGAUGGCUUGCUCUUCUUGGCUCUACUGGAUUCGUUCAGAGAACAGACCACCUAUGCUUUUGGCUCUCCCACCACAACCACAGAUUCUACCUUUGCACCUCCCUCUACCGCCAGUAAUACCUCCUUUGGUGAGGUUGAAUUCUUUACUCUUGUUAGCGACCAUUCAAUCGCUAAGCUCGUUGAGAUGGGUUUCUCGACAAGAAAGGCAGCGCAGGCUCUGCGCGCCACCGGUGGACGUCUAGACAAAGCAAUUUUUGUUCUCGUUGCCCCUCAGCCACCUAAUGCCCUCACCGAGCCGCCCCAGUCGUGCGUAGUCCUUUGGCUACGCAGCUUUAUCGAUCAUUUGACACCUUAUGCCUCCAACAUUAAUUUCCACUCACACUUCUCGUUGUGCCUUAUCGACGAUUGUAUGGAUGCGGACGUUCCGCUGGCGGAAGUUACUAUCACAGACAUUUCAUUAAAUUGGAACCUCACCGGUUGGGCUGUGGGCCGAGCGAUGGGUCAGCUGGCAGUGAAGUACUAUAACCGUGAUCUUUCUGCACUCGAACCUGCCAUUGAGCCGUUCCGAUGCAUUUGCCAUUGGCGUCUUUGUGAUGGUGGCUUGCCAAAAGGGGACCGUGCUAUCAUCGAAGUGCAUUCUCCGGAUACGAUAAAUGUCAAUCUUACGGUGGCUCUGGUGCGUCUUAUCCAACUGGUGAUACAGAAGACGCGGUCGACGCGGCUAGAUCGACAACUGCGCUCUCGCCAACGUCGCCCACGUGCGCCCUUUGUGCCCUUUUGUCUUGCCAAUCAGACUGGAGAGGCACUACGCUUCAAGAAGGCCACUGCCUCCUCAUGCUAUGGUACUGACGACGAGGGGGGCGAGUGGACUCUGGUGGAGGUUGGCGCUUGUGUGGAGUUGCCUUUCCAGUCCGCCCUUGCGGCCACGGGUCGCGGCCAGGGUCAGGUUCAAGGCUCCGGUCGAGUUGCUCAUCGUCAUCUGACUACGACACCACGACUAUUCCUCCAGGUAGAAGGCUGGACACCCGCCUAUCCGGUAGCACUGGAUCGGCUUGGUGUCUUCUGGAGAACCAUCCGCUUGCAGCAGAAGCAGAACCAUAAACUCUCGCCAGUGACUCGUCUGGUGAUUGAGAUAGUGCGCCGCGGUUCUGCACAGAAUCUCGUAAUUGUACGUUCCGGUCUAACUCUCACUAAUCGGCUUUCACCCCAUCUUGCGCUCGAAGUUGGCCUCGCCCAUACCCAUUCCCUUCCGUCAUCCCCCGCCACUGCCUCCGCUGUUGAAGAACCUGGCACAACGGCAGUGGUAGUGCGGAGCGGAGUCCGCCUGGCUUUCGGUGAAACGCGCGCCCUCCCCCUCAGUCUGGCUGCGCGUAGCAACAGAGACGGCGGUGAAAGGCUUUGUUUCCGACCUGUCCUCGUUACAAACGGAGGCGCCGAUGACACCUCUCAUUCCGGCAUGCUUUUUGAUUGGUCGCAGCAACUUUGCCUUCGACACUUCGACCAACUUGGAACUGCGGAAGUCGAGAUGAGAUUUCCUUCCUCAUUACAGGAAGUGAUGGACUGGAGGCGGCUCACUAAUCCUGGUGAUUUUGAUGAGUGCGUAAUGGUGUGUCGCCGGCUUAAAUCAGGCAGCGAAAUUGGUCUCUACUCAGCAACCGUAGCUUCACCUAAACACUCCACAGUGGGUUCCGCUCAGAAGCAGCUGCCGUGGCUUUUUUGUGUUGCUGCUGUGCGUGACUCCUUCCCACCUGAUCCUCUCUUUCGUGAAGUGUCUCUCGUUCUACCCGGCCAUCAUCUGACCGUGGGACCGGCUCUUCGUAUCGUUAAUCUCUUACCGUGUGACCUGACCUACUUCAUCGAUGGUACACCUAUUAGUGCUCGCCUUCCUGCCAACAAGGCUGCCUCGGUAUUCGAGGUCAGCUGUACUGAUGCGCUCCGGUUCGGUGUGCAUUUGGAGAACUUCCAGCGCUGCAAACCCAUCCGCAUUCCUCCUGCAACUUUUUCUGACACUGUCCUGAUCAACCUCUUUGAUCAAUUUGGAAGGCUGCUUCAAAUAAAGGCGGAGGUGUAUACUCGAGCUCUCGGCGCGCGACACGUAACUCUCUCCGCAGUAUGUUGGCUUAUCAAUCACUCGGGUCUGCCGCUGGUCUUCGCCGCACAAGCACCCUCUUCCCUGGCCUCUUUUCCAGAGUGGCAGACUCUUGGAUCACCGGAACAUCGGUCGCUGGCUGCAGGACAGUCAGAGGAACAGGAAGUAGCACGUCUCGCCUCGCCUCUUCUUUUUUCUCCAGCUACUACCGCUGCCGUCUCUGGUAACUCCACCGGAGUCGGUGCCGCGGGUGGUGGUGGCGGAGGUAGGGUCGAUGAAAGUGGUAGUGGUCGAUCGCACGUUUCGUGGAGUCUGCAAGUGCGUCUUGGUGCUUUCUACAAACCCACAGAGGGUAAAGACGAGGACGAUGGGCCCUGGCUGCCGCGAUGGAGCGCGCCGGUGGCACUGAACAAGACCGGAGAUGCACUGAUGCUGCGCUUGAAAUCAGUGGGGAUGGAAUCUCGCCCCGACCUGCUCUAUAGUGUCGGUGUGGAGGUUCGAAAGGGUGUGGGUCUCCAUGACACAACAACUAUUGUCACCUUUGUGCCCCGGUUCAUGAUCAGCAAUCAAACCAAUUUUCAGCUGCAAUUUGCUCAGCGAUUCUGUCUGGACUCCACGACGCAUAAACCCAUGAACAUCCAUCCACAAUGCAGAUUACCUUUCCACUGGCCUCGGCAAGAUCUGGAUCAGCUCCUGUGCUUCCGCGCUCUCAUCCGUGGCGAGACUUGUCUGUCCAAUCGACAGACUGACGCCGCCCUCAUUGCUACCCACUGGUCUGGCGGGGUGCAGAUUGAUAAGCCUCGGUCCUACCACCUUAUGCUGCGGAUGCCAACACGUCCUCAAACGGGGUCCUCGAUAUCGAUAUCGUCCCCAGAAGAGUCACUUUUCCUCCGCAUCGAUGUGGUGCUCCGCAGCGCUACCCUCUUUGUUAUCAUUAGCGACGCUACCCACCUGCCUCCACCCUACCGAAUCGAGAAUUGCAGUCCUGUCGCCCUUUACUACCAACAAUCCAUCGACAAUGGCGGGCUUGAGGCUCCACCGCCUGCGUCACCCACUUCCAUACGCAAUACCAACAGACGAUGGUUUGACAGCAUUCCCCUAAAUCGGCUUCCACCUCGAUCCAUGAUUAACUAUGCGCCAGAGGAACCCCUUCUUCCACCUCGUCUUUCUGUUGGAAUUCAUGGUGACUUGAACAAUUUUUACGAUCUCUCCAAGCUGGGGCCGGGCUCCCGUUUGGUCUACGACAAUUGCGUCUACAUCGGUAUCAGUGGUGUUGCCGGGGACGAUAGCCGAAGCCUCCCAGACUCUCAAAUUAGUCAAGAUUCGGGGAGCUAUUUUCCUGUCUUUGACGUGGUCACCGAGUCCGAGAAGGUACGACGCGUAGUGCUGCGCAAGAAACAACCCGGUGAGCGCUCCCAGCUCUGGUACCUCUCUAGUCAAGGGUUCCUAGUGCACGAGGGUUCCACAGCUCCGCAGGCUCCAAUACGUCGACCUGGACGUCUACUCUCCAAACGAAGCAGCUGGGUUCUAGAUGUAGAUACCUCGGAGAUGGCAUUGGAGAAGGCGAUAAUGCGGUGCCCGCUGGAUUCAGGCACACUUGAAAACUUUGAACUUGGUGUUCUGUGUUUGGCUCGUCUUACUUCUCGGCGUAAGAAUACUCAAACUUGGAGGUUUGACCGCGGAUUCCUGAUCAAUGCGGCGUCGUUUUGCGUCCAAGCGCGACGCAGCCACUGGAAGAUGGGUGUCACUUCUGACACCGUCUUUGUUGCCCGUCCACGAAUUCGUGGUAUCAGCAGCGGUGGAAGGGAAGGAGAUAGAGGCGAACAUCGGAGCCUUGUGAGUGAAAGCCUUGGAGCAGCGCGGAUCUUUCACACCUGGCUGCGACCUGGGUCUGGCUCCCUCCAUGUGGAAGUGCUCACAGACGGCCCAGUCCGAGUCAUGCGCAUCUCCGACCCACAGGAGCCUGAUCAAGUUUUUCCGGCCCUCUCCCUCUAUCACCAUGAUCAUUCAUUUAUCGCUCCCAGCCAUCUCCGCCUUCUUCUCGACCUACCCUCAGGUCUUGGUGUGUCAGUGAUCUCUGCACGAUGCGAAGAACUUUGCUACGCUAGUCUUCUGGGUCUACGUUUUGCUCUAGAUCGGUACUAUCCCGGUAGUGGAUCGAUUGAUGUAGGACGGGAGGUCACGGAAACCGAAGUUGCGGACGAUGACGAUACCGUAUUUGUAGACGUUCCCAACCAGUCUCGAAGUUGUGGUGGUAGUGAUGGAGAUGGGAUUGUGGACGGGCUUAUCGUACAAGGUCGUCCGGUGGAACAUCUCCGCCUCCAUUUGGGAAAGAUUCAGAUCGAUAACCAGAUUGCGGGAGCGUCUCUACCGGUUCUACUAUUCUGUGCAGCACCUGUUAAAACCCCCACUGCUGCCACCGCUUCAAAGACAAUGUCGAAAGGCGUGGUAGAAGGGCGAUUGCUUCGGCUCUCUGAGGGUGGUGAAGGGAUCCAUGGACGUGAGUUGGAACGUCUCUUCCAAACUGGGGGCGAGCCUGCGCGCACUGCGCCAAAGUCCGAUCGAGAGGCCAUCAAUUGGCCACACCUCAUCGUGCGAUCUCUGCGACUUCUUCACACCGGAUGGAAGGCAGAAAUCUUUGCGCUAAUGGAGGUACGACUGAACCGAAUGGUGAUGCAAGCGGAGGAGCUAUUGCUGUUGAAACUGAUUCAGUUUAGCCGUCACUUCAGAAGCCCCACACCUAUCGCAAUUAUGUCGACAGAAGAGGCGAAAUCGAUCGAUUUUCUCGAGCAAGCGGUCUUGGAGGCUGAGGGUAGCUACUCCAGACAAGUUUCACCUCCGAGCAUUUCGUCUGACGACUUCCUCUAUUUCGAUCAUCUGCGAGUCCUGUUCUCACCGAUUCGUGUAACUAUGCAGACGGCGGAGGGACGUCUGGGGCCCGAGUUUUACGACGUCCAUCGCCUUAUACCGAAGCUCAUGUCGUUUACUGAUGCAGACAUACGGUUGGGGGAGUUUGUACGUGAUCACUGCCUGGAGUCGAGUCGCUUUUUGAUGGAGCAGCUGUCUCAACACUUCGAGGUACGACUGCGGGCACAGGCCCUGCGCAUCUUCGGAUCAGCGGACGUUUUGGGCAACCCACUUGGCUUUAUGUCCGAUAUCUCCUCGGGCAUCUGCGAUCUCGCCGAUAUGGACUUUUCGGGCCUUGUGCGUAACGUCGCUCAUGGUGUCGGUGAUAGCACUGCCAAGGCAUGUCCCCUCCUUCAUCGCUAUCCGCUUGCCCACCCUCUUGUGGUAGGAAGUGUAUCCCAACUGGUGCACACCCUCUCCAUGGAUGAAAACCACCAACUCCGACGCCGUGAAAUCAUGGGAUCGCCACGACGAGGCCUAGGCUCUGGUACUCUCACUUCUUCCUCUUCUAUCUCCUCUGCUUACGCCGCUAGGUCGAGAGCUGCGGAGGCAGAGAUAGAGGAGCGCCUCGACGACUUCGAGAUCACCGCACUGUCCUCGGCCAAGAUGGCGGAUGGCGAUCGGGGCAGUGGUAGUCGUGACACUCUCUUCGACCAAACAGCACCAUUCCGUGCUGGACUGCGUGGUUUUGUGCACGGCGUAGUAGGCGGUGUCACCUCUAUGGUCACCCAGCCCAUCCAUGGUGCCUGUGAGGAGGAUGGUCUCAAGGGUUUUGUCUACGGUGUGGGUCGAGGUCUACUAGGCACUGUGACAAAGCCAGUCGGCGGAGUCCUUGAUCUUGUCUCAGGUGCGAUGACGUCGCUGCGUGAGGCUGCCCGUCCCUCCUCUAGCGGACGUCCGCGUCGUAUGCGUCCGCGGAGAGCACUUUCCAUGCCGCUGCGCGCUUACUCCCUUGGCGCAGCUGUGGGCCAGUUGCUGUUGCGACGUCUCAGUGUGCGCUCCUACAGCGCCGCCUACGAGCCCUCCGCUGUAGUUAUACUCUCGCUAGGUGACCUCAACGACUCUGAAGGUUGCUCAGUGAAUCGAUUGCUAAAGGCUUCAAGACAGCAAUGGGAAGAUGAGAGACCGGAGGUGGUGAUUUGUGUGCUGAAAUGUCAGUCGGCAGCGGUCAGCGUCAUUGUUACCGAUCGCGCUGUCUGGUGUGUCCGUAAUUUCACGCUCCAAGGUGUGAAACGAACCUCAGAGACAUUCUUCGGUAAUGAGGAUUGCGAUGCCACAAAUGUAAUGUUCGUCGUCCCUUACUUCUACCUCAAAAGCGUGCGUCUAUCUCAACGUGUACCCAGUAAGGAGAAGAAAGGUGGACCUCGGGGAUUUGUACCGUCAGGUGUCGCCGUGACAGCAGAGUCCUCCUACCUGGAGUUUCAGCUCGAACGGCGGCAACGCGAGUUGCGUUUCGAUCGCGUGGAGUGGGCGCAGGACGUGUUGGCGGAGGUAUCGGAGGCACAUUUUCGGUACGUGCAGGGCUUGAUGGAACUGCCUCGCGAUCGGCCAGUAGAUUUGGCGUUGCAUACACACCCUCUGGCCCUGCCUUUUGGACCGUCGCUCAUUGACGCAGCGCACCUUGCUCAAAUUGACGAAUGUGAAGAGUAUGAAGACGAAUAG